CCCGACCCGACCUGGCCGCUGCGUUCCCAUGCCGCCCGCGGCUGGCUGCCUGGCUUGGCUUCCCCCGCAGCGCGCGGCGCGGCGCGGCGCGGCGCGGCGGGCAUCUUCCACUCCCCACUCCCACCCGCCACCCCGGGGGGCCGGGGCGGGGCGCGCAAUAGAAAACGCCUCCCCAACCGCAGCCGCGGCGGACACGGUCAGCUUCCUGCCUGCCUACCAAGCCGGAGCGCGCCCGCGCGGGACGUAUCACAUCCAAAGCUUCGGAGAAGCUUAGCUUUGCCUGCUCGCUCGCUCGCGCCCUCGCCGGUUGACUUGUUUGGUGCUUUCGAUCCGGCCGGGCCUUGUUUGGUGCCUGAUUGCUCGGCCUCACCUGACUCGUCGCCUCACCGGCCGAUCGUCGCCGCCUAUAUAGUUGGUUGGUGGUGCGGCCGGAAGUAGAGGUGGCCGCUGUCGUCCGGUUCCCCUCGUCGUGGAUGAGUGCGGCUGCAUUGGCGGCGAUCGAGGGAGCGGGAGCGCGAGCGAGAGGAGGAAGGGCGGGAUGGCGCCGGCCGGGGCGAUGAGGCGGGCGGGCGGCCGGUUUCGGGCGCGGGAGGAGGCCACGACCGCCGCCGCCGCCGCCAAUGGGUACUUCUUCGGCGGUGGAUUUUCGCGCGUUCUGGAGGAGGCGCCGGAGCCGGCGGUGGGCGCUCCGGCCACGGCGGGGAGGGAGGCGCCGCCGGCCGCCGCGGCCGUGGCGGCGAGGAUGACGCCCGCGGUGCUCUUCGUCACGGUGGUGCUGGCCGUGGUGCUGCUCGUCUCGGGCCUGCUCCACGUCCUGCGCAGGCUCUUCCUCAAGACCCACCGCGCCAGCGCCGGGGGCGGGGAGCGCCAGCUGCAGCACCUCUUCUUCCCGGCCAGCCACGAGGACGGCGCCGGCGGCUCCGGCGGCGGCGGGCUCGGCCAGGCCGCCAUCGACGCCAUGCCGGAGUUCGCGUACGGCGAGCUCUCCGCCGCGGCGGCCCCCGUGGCCGCCAGCGGGAAGGGGAAGGAGAAGGCGGCCCGGCCGUUCGACUGCGCCGUCUGCCUAUGCGAGUUCGCCGACCACGACCGCCUCCGCCUGCUCCCGGCCUGCGGCCACGCGUUCCACGUCGCCUGCAUCGACGUCUGGCUCCGCUCCAGCGCCACCUGCCCGCUCUGCCGCACCAAGCUCACGGCGCGCCACCUCGCCGCCGCCGCGCGGGACGCGCCGUCCGUCGGGCAGGACGUCGAGGAGAACAGGCGGCAGGAGGAGGAUCGGGCGCCAGACGCGGCGGCCGCCGCGAGCAGCGUCGUGCUCCCCGUCAGGCUCGGCCGGUUCACGAACGCCGAUGGCGACGCCGGGGCGAGCACCAGCACCAGCAGCCGCAUCGACGUCGACGGGAGGAGGUGCUACUCCAUGGGCUCCUACCAGUACGUGCUCGCCGACGAGCACCUACUGGUCUCCGUCCACAUGAGGCACGGCAAUGCCGGCGGCGCGGGCGCCGGAACCGCCGGCGUAACCACAUCGAGCGGCGGCUGCGGCGACCAGCAGCACGGCAAGAAGGUGUUCGCGCGCGGCGACAGCUUCUCCGUGUCCAAGAUCUGGCAGUGGCGCGGCAGCAAGCGGCUCCCCGCUGCCAGCCUCUGCGCCGACGACGGCCUGCCGUGGGCGCCGGCGGCGAAGGACCCGGCGGGCGCGCACACGAGGCAACAACAAGUCAACAACACAGCGACACUUGAUCACAGACAAACCGUCGAGACACACACACACACACACGCAUGUCAUGUUGGUUAGCGUUUCUUGGUAGAACUUUGGGGGUAAAAUCGUUCCACGAGCAACCACGCGAACAAAAAUACAAAAAGAACGUCCUUCUAGGAGAUUUUGCUUUUUGGCUCUUUUUGUACAAUACAUGAUGACUUCUAAAAAAAAAUCAUGACUGACGUUCAUUUCCAGGCUUCUGCUCCACACAUAAAGAACCCUAUAAUUUUUAGUA
This is a messenger RNA of Panicum virgatum (switchgrass), 1991 nucleotides long. RefSeq names its product RING-H2 finger protein ATL46-like. The transcript has a single exon. The record is from RefSeq and is a predicted model, not a curated record. NCBI's taxonomy places the organism in Eukaryota, Viridiplantae, Streptophyta, Magnoliopsida, Poales, Poaceae. The coding region runs from base 539 to 1792 and encodes 417 amino acids.